AUGAGUCUUGAUAUUAGAAAUCGUAAAAUCAAGCCAUUACAUGAAAGAAAGAGAACUGCAGCAGCUUGUGAUAGAUGCAGAUCAAGAAAAACUAAAUGUGAAGGUGGUUUCCCAUGCUCUAAAUGUCUAAAAUCAAGUAGUGAAUGUAUUAUAUCAUCAAGAGAUAAACCGUUGGAUCCAUUAAAUUAUAAAGAUCAAUAUACUAAAUUACGAAAGUAUAAUUGUAAAUUAGAGAGAAUCAUUCAGUUUUUAUAUUCGGAUAUUACGUUGGAUUUUUUGAGAAAUCAUAUCGAUGAAUUCGAAAAACGAGUUUGUAUCAAUGAAAUUAAACCAACAGCUGUUGAAAAACCAUUGACAAAUUUUAAAAAGCGGUUUAUUUCAACUACUGAUCAAAGUUUUAUAGAAUCGAUUAGCCAAUUAACAAAUCAAGAAUCCAGUUCAAAAGCAUUUUCUUAUAUUCAUGAAGGUUUUUUCAAACAGAAUCUACUACCAUUGAUCACACAAGCAAUAAUUAUCUUACCAGAGGACCAUAAAUUACGAAGCCUGGUUUCUAUCUAUUUGAAUAUUUGUGAAACAAACUAUUUUUAUAUGCAUCAUAAUCGAAUGUAUGCUAAAGUUGAAGAAAUCAUUGAACAACGAAGAAUCAACAAUUUAGAUUAUUUUUUAAACAAUUGGGAUCAUUUAUGUUUAGUGUUAAUAACUAUUGCUAUAUCUUCAGGAUUUGAAUUUGUUCAAACUAAUGAAAAACCACCUCAACUUGAAGAUUCACCACCAGGUAUAAAAUAUUAUUAUGCUGCAUUACCAUUUGUUGGACAUUUAAUAGAUUUAAAAUCAAUUGAAAGUGUACAAAGUUUAUUAUUAUUUGGUAUAUUUUCAACAACUAAUAAAUUAGAAAAUUUUCAAUUAAUGGAUGGAGGUUACCUAUUCAUGAGUUUAGCUUUAGAAAUUGCGAUAGCUAAUAAAUUACACUUGAAGUCACCAAAUAUGUCAUUAGAAAAUCAAGAAGUUUGUAAAAGAUUAUGGUGGACUGUUUAUACAAUGGAGAGAAGACAUGGUGUAAAUAUAGGAAAACAAGAUAUUAUUUCACCAAAAGAUAUCACAGUUGAAUAUCCAAAAUACGUACCAGAAUUAAAUAAUAGUCUAGGUCAAAAUAAUAAUCUUUCUCAAAUUUCAAUAAUUGAAUUAAAUUUUAUAUUUAGAGAAAUUACAGAAAUUCAAUCAAAAUAUAACGAAAGUUAUUCAAUUGAAGCAAAAGUGAUAAGAAAUUUAUUGGAACAAGUUGAAGAGAUUAAAUUGAAUUUUCCUACAUAUUCCAAAAUUGAAAAUUUGGAUCCAUCAUCGAAUUUGUAUCGUGGUAAUAUGCAUUUGAAUUUAACUUAUUAUCUUGCAAAGAUUUAUAUUGGAAAACCAUUUUUAUUAUACAAGGUUGAGAAUUAUGAUGAAAUUCAAAACAAAAUUGAUUCUUUUGAGUCAGCAUUAGUUGAUCAUUUAUCUUCAGUUUGUAUAGAUGCAGCAUUUUGUUCAAUUGAAUUAUUAGCAGAAUUACAAAAGAAUAACAAAUUGGGAUUAUUUUCAUGUUCAGAUAUAAAUUUUUGCAACAUUUCAUUAUUUACAAUACUAGUAUAUUUAAAGAUGAAUAAGACUGAUCCAACAACAUUAUUAUAUCUAAAGAAAGGUCUUAAAAUUUUAUCAAUGAUGUCUAUAAUUAGCUCAAGCGCAAGAUCAUCGUUAAAGAAUUUCAAAAAGUUGAAUAAACUAGUUAAUGAAAUAACAGAGGAGGAAUUUAAUACUGAACCAAUGAAUAAUCAGUUAGAUUCAUUCCCAAUUGAAAAUGAUGCAGAAUUGGUUUUGAAUUUUGAUAACAAUUUUGAGACAAACUAUGAUGAUGAUUUAUUAUUCAAUCACAAUCAAGAAAAUUUUUUAAAGGAUGUUGAAGAAUUGUUAAUGUCGAUAGAUGAUAUUUUGGAAUAA
Messenger RNA from Insectozyma verbasci, 1971 nucleotides. NCBI's taxonomy places the organism in Eukaryota, Fungi, Ascomycota, Pichiomycetes, Serinales, Debaryomycetaceae. The record is from the annotation of a GenBank genome assembly.